AUGAUCAAUACUGCAAUCGGGAUGAGGUUCUUUGCUGUAUUAGUUCCCCUCUCAAUUCUGGUUCUGGGUGCUUCGACAUCUGCGGAUUUUCAAACUAUUGGAUUCAAAGAUUGCAAGUCCAAGUUCAAAAUCCUUGAUGUACAAGCGUCCGGAUGCGAUCUGAAAGAUACCCCUAACGGGAAAAAACUUUGCGAAUUCAAGGAAGGAACAACACCAAGAAUUAGGAUCAAAUUUGUGCCGGAUCAGACUGUUAACAGUCUCAAAACACAGAUUAAAGCGAAAAUUGGUCAGACUUUUUUGGAGUUCCCCAUGGCCGAUGCUGAUGCCUGCAAAUACGGUGUAAAAUGUCCAGUUGAAGCUGGAAAGGAAUCCGUCUACGAGAAAGGCAUCGAAAUAAUCAAUAACUAUCCGAAGGACGAAACGGUUCAAGUGAAUUGGAUGGUGAACAAAGACGACGGAAAGGCGGUAUGCAUCAUAUUUUUGGCACGAAUAGUAGCAUGA
Molecule: messenger RNA, 501 nt
Organism: Necator americanus (New World hookworm)
Lineage: Eukaryota; Metazoa; Nematoda; Chromadorea; Rhabditida; Ancylostomatidae
Exons: 6
Coding region: 1-501 (166 amino acids)
Biological process (GO): sterol transport
Molecular function (GO): sterol binding
Source: RefSeq, a predicted model, not a curated record